Molecule: messenger RNA, 2986 nt
Organism: Caretta caretta (loggerhead turtle)
Lineage: Eukaryota; Metazoa; Chordata; Testudines; Cheloniidae
Gene: GPR135
Product: G protein-coupled receptor 135
Biological process (GO): G protein-coupled receptor signaling pathway
Cellular component (GO): membrane
Molecular function (GO): G protein-coupled receptor activity
Source: RefSeq, a predicted model, not a curated record
AUGGUCCACAGGAAUGGUGCUGGCCACUUCUGGGAGCAGCGCAGGGCAGUCUGGCAGGCUGGAGUCGGUUCCCUGGGCAACGGGCUGGAGACGUCAGCGGCUCCCGGAGCCCCCGGAGCCCGCACGCGGCAGGGGACGCGGGCGCGCGGCAGGCAGGGCUCAGAGCCCGCCAGGCCGGGCAGGGAGCAGCAGCCCGAGCCGCGGCUCCCCCGACACGGGCGGCUCCGCGACCCCGCAGCAGCCGGGACCCCAACCCCUUGGCCGGCCUCGGGCCGAGCGUGCGCCCCACGCCCGCCGCUCUCCCCGGGGCGGCGGGGACGGGGAUGCUCGCUGCUCAUGGAGCCGCCGUCGGCGAGCCCGGGGCUGCUGAGCGCCCUGUCCCGGGCGGGGGCCAAUGAGAGCGGCGGGGCGGCGGAGGAGGCGGGCUGGUCGGGCGCGGCGCUGGCCUCGCAGGCGCUGCUGCUGGCGCUGAUCUUCGCCCUCUCGGCGCUGGGCAACGGGGCCGUGGUGCUGGUGAUCGCCCGGCACCGGCAGCUGCGCACCGUCACCAACGCCUUCGUGCUGUCGCUGUCGCUCUCCGAGCUGCUGGGCGCGCUGCUCUGCCUGCCCCUCGCCUUCCUGCGCCUGCUCAGCCGCCCGCGCGGCGCCUGGCUCUCCGGCCAGCGCCUGUGCCUGGCCAGCGCCGCCCUGCACGCCGGCCUGGGCAUCGCCGCCACCCUCACCAUGGCGCUGCUCUCCUUCGACCGCUACUGCGCCAUCGUGCGCCAGCCGCGCCGCAAGAUGGGCCGCCGCCGCGCCGCCCAGCUGCUGGCCGCCGCCUGGCUGGCGGCGCUCGGCUUCGCCGCGCCCUGGUACCUGCUGGCCCAGGCGGCGGGCGCGGGCCACGGGGCCGGCGCGGGCCGCUGCACCUACGUGCUGCUGCCCUGGGGCUCGUCGCGGCUGGGCCCGCCCUACAGCGCGGCGCUGAUCGUGCUCUGCUACCUGCUGCCCUUCGCCCUCAUGUGCUUCUGCCACUACAACAUCUGCCGGGCCGUGCGCCUCUCCGAGAGCCGGGUGCGGCCGCUCACCACCUACGGCCACCUGCUGCGCUGCUACGGGGAGAUGCGCACCGCCACCACCGUGCUCAUCAUGAUCGUCUCCAUCAUCUGCUGCUGGGGGCCCUACUGCGUCCUGGGGCUGGCGGCCGCCGCCGGCCACCUGCCCUUCUCGCCCACCGUGGACGCCGUGGCCAGCUGGAUGGCCUGGGCCAACGGCGCCAUCAACCCGCUCGUCUACGCCGCCCGCAACCCCAACAUCGCCAUGCUGCUGGGCCGCAGCCGCGAGGGCGGCUACCGGACUAGGAACAACGUGGCCGCUUCCCUGGCCGCCCGGGGCCAGCGCCUGGAGGCCCGCGGCCGGGCCGAGCCAGGCCGGGAGCGCUGUGCCCGGCAGCGGCCCGGCGGCCACGCCGCCAGCACCCUCUCCUCCUCCAGCCCGGCCAGCGGCGGCGAGGUGGCCGUGUGGGCCUGCAAGAACCCGGCCGUGCUCUUCUGCCGCGACGCGCAGCCCGGCGCGGCCGCCCAGCCUGCCCUGCCGCCCAAAUCCGACACGGCCGAUACCAGCCUCUGACGGGGCCCGCUGGGGAAAGCUGCCUGGCCGCGAGCUGGCUCGGGCGGCGGCACGGGGGCCCACGGGAUGGGCUGGGAGACCUGCGGCUUGGGCCGUUGGAAACUCGGCUGAGCAAAGCGCUGGGUACUGGGGAGCAACGUGCAGGGGGCUGCCCUGGAUGAGCUAGUGGGUCUGCUCCAGUUCUUAAUGCGCUGGCUCUCCCCAUUUCAACAGGGGCUCAAAGAUGCCCGGGAAGAGCUGCUGAAAUGAGCCCAGGACACAGCUGAAGAGAGGGAGGGUGGCAGUAAUCAUCCUGUGACUGACUCUCUAUGAGCUCAUCUCGCUUUAGCUAAAAAGUGCCAAUAGGAAGUUCAGAACAACACGAGCCCCCUGGCCUUUGGGAACUAUUAAGUGCCAAAAAAAAAGUGUCUGAAAGCUGAGUAUUGCCAGCUCAAAGACACACAAAACGUAUCACACUGUGAAAACCACAGCUUUGCAGCAGACAAUUGCUUUAACACAUUAUAUGUGGAAAUACACCAAGUCUCAGACUAGGCCAGACUGAAUACCUUGAGGUUCAUUUUUAAAUUCCAAACAAGAAAAAUCCCAUUCAGAGCUCUCCAGAUUUAAAGAAAACAUGCAAGAUUAGCAGGCAGAAGAAUGAAACUUGAAGCCCCAUGAAAUCUGUGAUAUUUCAGUAUAUACAUUCAGUGUGAGAAGUAUUUCAAAUGGGGAAAAUUCCCAGAAAUGGGAGAUCAGUACUAUAUUCUGAUCCAGACAAAAUUGAAGAAAGAUAAAAUAUGGGUUUGGAAUAGAUGCGGCAUCAUUCAGUUUGUAGACUUUUGAAUUUCCUCUUGGAGAUGGACAAAAUGUCUGAUUUCAUUUAACAUCCUUUGAAUAGAUUUAUAUGAGCCCCUAGGGAGAGGCAGGUAUUCUGCUGAAGGAGAGAAAAAGCAAUAUGAUGAGUCUAGUUUGUGUUUCGGGGUGCACAUUACCUGCUCACUGCAUUACUCAGUUGACCUAUUAGAAUUUAAUGAUAUUCGGAAAACAGCUUUGAUUGCCAGUACUGAUAUAUAUAAAAACAAAAAGAGCACAAAUCAAUAUGUUGAAACCAACUCACAUGAAAUGCUGCUGCACAGCCAAUCCUCAACUUGGGAUUUAUGAAUUUAUUUUUCCUCAGAGGUUCAGGAUCUCAAGCCUUAAAUUAAUACUUUUAAUUGGAAAUGAGAUUCAGACCUUCUGUUACCUUCACUAAAUUUAAAUGUGGAGAAAUAGACAGUUUUUUCUUGUACAGUAUUUAAAUUAUAAUGUUUUAUUAGAUUUUUCAACUGUUUGUGACUCCAGUGGAUGUAUAUCGUUCUUUUGUAAAUGAGACAAGAAAUAAAUUGUCUUUUAUGCAAGA